GUCACGUGUCAUCUAUAAAAGCGGAAGGCGGCCCAGUAGGUUGCGCACUCAUAUUCAAGGAGGUAUCCGUUGUCGAGGUAACCCAGUACCUACCCCCUGAGAAACAGCAACCAUGCCAGAGCUCUGUGUUGGAAUCAACGGCUUCGGUCGUAUUGGUCGCCUUGUGUUGAGGGCCUGCCUUCAGAAGAAAAUCAAGGUUGUGGCCAUAAAUGACCCCUUCAUCGACCUGGACUACAUGGUCUACAUGUUCAAGUAUGACUCCACCCAUGGCUCUUACAAGGGUGAUGUGCGCAAAGAGAAUGACAAGCUGGUUGUGGAUGGUCACGUCAUCUCAGUCUUCCAAUGUAUGAAGCCAGCUGAGAUCCCUUGGGGCGCAGCUGGUGCCAAGUACGUUGUGGAAUCCACCGGAGUCUUCCUCAGUCUGGAGAAGGCGACUGCGCACAUCACUGCUGGGGCUCAACGCGUGGUAGUGUCAGCACCCUCACCUGAUGCCCCCAUGUUUGUCAUGGGCGUCAAUGAGGACAAAUACGAUCCCUCCUCCAUGACGAUUGUCAGCAAUGCCUCCUGCACCACCAACUGCCUGGCCCCCUUGGCCAAAGUCAUUCACGAUAACUUUGGCAUUGAGGAGGCCCUCAUGACUACAGUCCAUGCUUACACGGCCACUCAGAAGACAGUGGAUGGUCCAAGUGCUAAGGCCUGGCGUGAUGGUCGUGGGGCUCACCAAAACAUCAUUCCAGCGUCCACUGGUGCUGCCAAGGCUGUGGGCAAAGUCAUUCCUGAGCUUAACGGUAAACUGACAGGCAUGGCGUUCAGGGUACCUGUGGCCGACGUGUCCGUGGUGGACCUGACUUGUCGCCUGUCCAAGCCAGCAUCCUAUGCUAAGAUUAAGGAAGCUGUCAAGAAGGCCGCUAGUGGGCCCAUGAAGGGAGUGCUUGGUUACACUGAGGAUCAGGUAGUCUCCUCUGACUUCAUUGGCGACACCCACUCCUCCAUCUUUGAUGCUGGUGCUGGCAUCUCCCUCUCUGACAACUUUGUGAAGCUCAUUUCCUGGUAUGAUAAUGAGUGUGGCUACAGCAACCGUGUUGCUGACCUGCUGUUGUACAUGCAAUCCAAGGAGUAGACACUUGGCUGUGCUGCAAGCAUGUCCAGAAAGGGACCACCCCAACCAUGCUCUAUCCCCUCCUUUCUCUUUUACACACAGGCUCCACUCAUAACCAUGUCAUAGCAUCACAGUCCCUUAGCUCUUCUUCUGUACAAGUAGAAAGAAAAAAUAUGUGUUAAGUGUUCUGAUUUAACCAUGUCUUUCCCUUUGAUGGUGAGAUGAUUGGCUGGUGACAGUAUUUGUGUCUGUGUGCCCCUGCCUUCUUCACUUCUUCCCGCCCCAGUAGAUGUGUUGUUAUGGCUCAAUACUGUCGUAAACUGCUGUAUCCAUCUCCAUGUUGGUGUGUUUCAAAGGCUUAUUCACCAGUGGAAGGAGAAAGGGCAAGGUGACUGUAACCCCUCUAAAGAGUAACGAGAAAAAAAUAAAACUUGAAAACCUUC
Hippocampus comes (tiger tail seahorse) is the source of this 1542-nucleotide messenger RNA. It is a transcript of the gene gapdhs, whose product is annotated as glyceraldehyde-3-phosphate dehydrogenase, spermatogenic. The transcript has 11 exons. Gene Ontology annotation, cellular component: cytosol. The coding region runs from base 113 to 1120 and encodes 335 amino acids. Gene Ontology annotation, biological process: glycolytic process; glucose metabolic process. NCBI's taxonomy places the organism in Eukaryota, Metazoa, Chordata, Actinopteri, Syngnathiformes, Syngnathidae. The record is from RefSeq and is a predicted model, not a curated record. Gene Ontology annotation, molecular function: NADP binding; glyceraldehyde-3-phosphate dehydrogenase (NAD+) (phosphorylating) activity; NAD binding.